AGACUGAACUCAGGGCACAUAACCAAACAUUCAAAUGCGCGGGUUACUUACAAACUGUAAACAGCGGUAUUGUUUUGCUAACGGUAACGUUGGUAAUCAAGUGAACAAAACAACUGCCCCACCAGCCUUCACAUAAUUGUGUACUUAUUCCUAACGUGAUUUUUACAGAUUGGAGUCAGAUGAAUGCAUUCUAGGGGGAAGUUAAAAACAAGAGGUACUGAAAUCGAAAUGAUAGCUAGCUAGCUGCUAGCUUGACUCUCGCUGUUGGAACAGUUGUCUAACGUUAUCGUCAAAAAGAAGACAUAGCUGACUGUCAUAAAUGGAGACAAAGUACCCUACCUUGAGGAGACCAAAGAGGAAGCUCUGCUACCUUACAAACAAAGAAAGUGUGACUAAACAAUGGCAAGGAACACUGACAUUGGGAGAUGUUGAUAAGAUGUUUGAUGACUUGGAUUCUUGCUCAGAGGAUGACCUGUUUGCCCCUUCUCUUAUGCUCCAAACCUCUGAUUGUGAGACAAACCAGAGUGAGAGAGAGGCUUCACCAGUCCCACAGGAGGCACCCCUAACCAAAAUACCUCCAAUAUGCCAGAUGGGUCCUAAAGGAGAUGUCCUGCUUCCUGCAACAAUGUCACCCAGUCCUAACCUGGACAUUGAUUUGGACAUCCCAUUCGACGUGCACGGACCUGUGAAGACAUCCAGCCCUAUUGAAGAUAAUGUCGUUGUGGAAAGUUUAGAAGUGGAGGGCAAUGAAAAAAAGCAAGUUGAGCCCCCAAUCUUCUUUGACUGUGAAGAUGAUAUAAAGGAAGACACCAAAACCCAGAAACCCCAGUCCGAUGGGCACAUUAAAGAGGAUGAUGACUGUGAGUUGGAGUCUCCUCCAAGCGCGAUAACUUUUAGCAAAUCCAUGAUGUCCAGUCACAAAAACAAGCUGCAGGGUUCAUGCAAAGAGAGUCAACCAGUCAGAGAAAAAACACAUAAAAUAACUCAAAUACCUGUCAUGGAGGGCAAAAGAAAAACCGCAAGGCAAGAAUCUGAGUCUGAACCCACGGCUCCUGAGAAACGGCCAAAAAGUGUUCACGGCCAGCCACCGGCAGAGAUGUCGACCCGUGUGGGAAAAGACAUGACAGCGUUUCUACAGAAGCUCAGAGAUGCCAGACAGCCAAAACCUGCAUGUUUCAGGAAGUCGCUGUCACCAGUUAAAGAUCCCAAUCCUCCUGAGCCAGAGGAUGAUUUUCUGAUUUUGGAGGAUGAUACACCUUUUUGCUUUUCCAUCCCAAGUAAAACUGCCACCAGUAAAAGACAGCAGCAGAGCAGAACUUCCAGCACAGACAAAGACAGUUCAACAGACAAGGGGACGAAAGACAGCGCACUCGAAACUGCUCAAAAAGAGGAGGAACCAGAAAAGGCCAGUGCCAAACUGAGAGUUCAGCCUGUUAAUCAGAAAAUGAAGAAGAAGAAAGGGAAAGAGAAGAAUGAAGUGAGUGGGCCUGGAAAUGAUGAGGAUGAUUUGGCCAGUCCUGAGGAUCCCCCUGCAGGUGACAUGGUGGAACCAGAGCAACCAAAUAAAACGAAACAGCAACGACUCAAAAAGAUCCCAUCAAAAGAGAGUGACAAAGCAAAGGAGGAACCUAAAGACACAGUCGGCAGAAAACCAGAUGAAGAAGAACCAACUCAGAAAGUGGAAAAGAAAUCUCAGAAAUCCUCUGAGAUGAAAAGCUCAAAGCUGUCGGAAGAUGGGAAAGAAAAAGCCAAGACAAGCAAGGCUAAGUCAUUAAAGGGGACCAGAAAAGCGAGGCAGGGACCCGAAGACAUAAAGGAGACGGUGUAUGACGAGGCUGUGGAGGAACAAAGUCGGGAGCAGAAGAAUAAGAAGCAUGCAGAUGGUCGAGACCUGGGUUCCCCCUCAGACAAAGAAAUGAUGAAUUCUGAUGCGCAGACAGCGGAGGACUUAGCAGACGGAAAGACUAAACAGAACACGCUGUCGGUCGUGUCUGAAGGGAGCUUGUCUGAAGAAAGUCAGAUUCUCGGGAAACGGAAAAGGAAACAGACUGGACAGUGGUGGUUGAGUGGUACUCAGAGCGCAGAGGAAACAAAGGCUACAGACAACCAGCCAACGCUCAAGAAGUCCAAACAGCACAACAAAGAGCCCAGCGCAACAGAACCAUCACCUGUGAAGGCCAAGAAGGACAGACCCUUAAAGAAAAGAAAUCAGAAACAGCCUGCCCCGUCGUCCAGUCAGAGCACAACUUUAGCUAGAGAAAGGAAACCAAAACAGAACAAAAAAGGAGGAGUCUCACGAGAAAAGACAAAAGCAGUAGAUGAAGUAUUUAACACGAUUGAGGCAGAGCAGUUUGAAGAGCAGCAGCAGCAGGAGGAGGAGGAGGUCCCGGAUCACGACCUGGAUCCUGUGCACUCAAGCCCUUUGGUCUUGGCACACAGAGACCUCAGUCUUAACCCAGGGGAGCAGUUAUUUCAGAGGGUAUACAAUCAUGUCUCCGGCACACCCGGGUGUCUCUCUCCCAGAAGACCUCUGGAGAAGCACAGGGCAGCAGGACGAGAGAGACGGAGCAGGAAACCUCCCGGUAACUGGUGGACGGUUAAUGAUAUGUCCGAGGACGUUGGGAGCACCUCCUCACAACCUCAGCAGCUUAAUCCCAAGGAGCCCAAACCUCGUAAGGACAGAAAAAAACAGAGCAGAUCUCCUAGACUUGGAGCUCCCAAAAACGGCAACAUGUUGGUCUCAUCAAAACCACUGGGGGGAGCUCAUGUUUCUCCGCUGAAAGUGAAGCCACUGUCUGCUCCAAAGACUGUCAAACGCUCUCUAGCCAUGUUUAAAGAAAUAUUCACAUCAGGUGCAGAGACACCGACUGUACUCAGCAGCAGAGACAAAGGUCAGAAUAACACACAUAAUGUCAACGCGCCUCCUGCUGAGGAAGUCACUGUUACUGACUGUUACACGGUCAGUAGGACUGAUAAAGAGAUACUUAGCUUGGAUGCUAGUGAGUUCAGGAGCUCACAGAACAGCUCCAUCAAUCACGGCGUUCCACAGGACAAGUGUCAGCCAGAGAACACGUUAAAAGAUUUCAGAAGUGGACCAUCCUCUAUGAUUGAGCUGGCCGAGUAUGAGGAGAGUGACUCAUGUCUGCCAUCGUCCAGAGUUCAUGCUGCGCUUUCUGUAUCAGAUCUGUGUGCUCCUCCUCUCAAACCGCUGACCUUACAACCGAAAGAUAAGGCCAACCUGACAGAGUGGUUUAGGACUCUCUGGUCUACCACUGUCAACAGUGGUACUGACAUCACUCCGGACCAGUUUGACUGGUACUUCUAUCAAGGCAGAGCGAUUGGCGUCCUGGCGGAUCUGAACUGUGGCUCCAUCUGUAAUGGAAAGAUCCUGCUGGGUUCCUACAUGAAGAAGCCUCUCUUGGUGGAUCACAGCGCCACAACAGUUUUUAACUUAUUAACAAGCUCUGUGAAUGUAACCAUCAAUGGCAUAAAGUCCCACUUCAACCCAGGACAAUCCUUCAUGGUGCAAUGUGGACAUGCCUACAGCAUCCAGAACGUCACUGCUCAACCUGCAGUUCUGUAUUUCACCAGGAUAUCAGCAGAGAGUUCAGAUUGAAGUCACCAGCUGGAUGGUGGAUGGAUUACCAGCCACAUGUUCCUAAGAAGUGACCAAAUACCUAAGGGUUAAAGAACAGACUGGUGAUGUGUAAAGUUAUUUUUAUAUUUAAAUAGGCUUACUUUCUGUAAUGAAGUAUAAGUUGUAAAUAGAAAAAAAAUGGAUGUAAGUUUUUAAUGAUCUUAUUUGAUCCUUAGCUUUCCUUUAAUUGAUCGAUAAAACUGAUUUGUGAAUAAACUUUUGUGCUAUUUGUUA
Messenger RNA from Seriola aureovittata, 3871 nucleotides. Its product is annotated as protein piccolo. Bases 320 to 3616 code for a protein of 1098 amino acids. The record is from RefSeq and is a predicted model, not a curated record. The transcript is spliced from 17 exons. NCBI's taxonomy places the organism in Eukaryota, Metazoa, Chordata, Actinopteri, Carangiformes, Carangidae.